Messenger RNA from Dendrobium catenatum, 708 nucleotides. RefSeq lists its product as uncharacterized. NCBI's taxonomy places the organism in Eukaryota, Viridiplantae, Streptophyta, Magnoliopsida, Asparagales, Orchidaceae. The record is from RefSeq and is a predicted model, not a curated record. The coding region runs from base 1 to 570 and encodes 189 amino acids. The transcript has 3 exons.
AUGUGGGCAACCGAGGGCCUUGUUCCAAACGAGGUAGCAUUAUCGAACCGCGCACAAGCAGCUCUCACCCGACUCGCGACGCCUUUGCGGCUCUGCCUCCGGCAUCCACUGGUGCGUCCGCCGUCCAGGAAGUCGACGCCUGCGGCCCUGUCUUCUUCCGUCUUGGUUCCAGCCAGCAGCACAGGUGAAGAGCAUCACAGAGGAUUGAUCAAAAAUUUUUUUUAUAAGCGCAAAAAAAAGACGAUUGGUGGCCACCCAAUAAGUCUGUACAUACUGAGGGGACCUCUUUGUCUUAGCCUGCCACUUUGUCUCAGCCUGCCACUUAAAGACCCUAGCAUGUUUUACCUACUCCUGCAGCUAGUAGCCCAUAGUUCUACUCACCAGACCCAUGCUUCCCUUCGCCAAACACAACAUAUAGCACUCCCUUUUAUCCUUACCACCCACCCCCACCUUUUUAUAGAGGCCUUUCCACUUAUUCAUAUCUACCAUAUGUCCCGAAAUACUAUCCCCCACCACCCCCUCAACUCACUACAGAUGGACCUUCCACUCCAGCUGCAUCAGAAUAGAUGACAUAGGGUCUCAUAUUAAUUGAACCUAACAGUGACAUGUACGUACUUAUUAGAAACAUGAUGGAUGAGCUUUUAUUUUAAAUAAGAUAACAAAAAAGAUUGGCAAAAAUGAUUAACUUAUCAAUGUUUGUUAGAAACA